Condylura cristata (star-nosed mole) is the source of this 1038-nucleotide messenger RNA. It is a transcript of the gene TFEC, whose product is annotated as transcription factor EC. Bases 1 to 1038 code for a protein of 345 amino acids. Lineage: Eukaryota; Metazoa; Chordata; Mammalia; Eulipotyphla; Talpidae. The transcript is spliced from 7 exons. Gene Ontology annotation, cellular component: nucleus. Gene Ontology annotation, molecular function: RNA polymerase II cis-regulatory region sequence-specific DNA binding; DNA-binding transcription factor activity, RNA polymerase II-specific; protein dimerization activity. The record is from RefSeq and is a predicted model, not a curated record. Gene Ontology annotation, biological process: regulation of transcription by RNA polymerase II.
AUGACCCUUGACCACCAGAUAGUCACUCAGACUCUUAAACAGCCACGCCCUCCAACCUCUGAGCUUCUGAUACAGCACAGACACCCACCUCCAGAAAGUGAGGCUGGCCUCUCUGGGGAUGCAUUCACCAAGUUGCUAACCCUUAGGAAAGAAGAUGACAAUGAAGAGUGGCAUAUGGAGGAUGUUAUUGAGGAUAUAAUCGGUAUGGAAUCAAGUUUUAAAGAGGAAGGAACAGACUCUCCUCUGCUAAUGCAAAGAACAUUAUCUGGAAGUAUUUUGGAUGUGUAUAGUGGUGACCAAGGAAUUUCACCAGUUAAAAUGGGACUUACAAGUGCUUCUUGUCCAAGUAGUCUACCAAUGAAAAGAGAAAUUACAGAAACAGAUACUCGAGCUUUGGCAAAAGAGAGACAAAAGAAGGACAACCACAACCUCAUUGAAAGAAGAAGAAGGUAUAAUAUUAAUUACCGAAUCAAGGAGCUUGGCACUCUUAUUCCAAAGUCUAACGAUCCUGAUAUGCGCUGGAACAAAGGAACCAUUCUAAAAGCAUCAGUGGAGUACAUCAAGUGGCUCCAAAAAGAACAACAGAGAGCCCGGGAAUUAGAACACAGACAGAAGAGAUUAGAGCAAGCUAACAAGCGGCUUCUACUCCGGAUUCAGGAACUAGAAAUACAGGCUCGUGCUCAUGGCCUGCCAACUUUGGCUUCAAUUGGCUCAGUUGAUUUAGGUGCUGAUGUCACCAAACAGCAGACCCAUCUUGAGCAAAAUUCAGUGGAUUAUUGCCAGCAAUUGACUCUGGCUCGGGUGACAAGCCCUGAGCUCUGUGAUCAAGCUAUGGCCUUCUCAGAUCCGUUGUCACACUUUACAGACUUAUCAUUCAGUGCUGCUUUGAAAGAGGAACAGAGAUUGGAUGGCAUUCUACUGGAUGAUACAAUAUCUCCAUUUGGAACAGAUCCUCUGCUUUCUGCCACUUCCCCUGCAGUUUCUAAAGAGAGCAGUAGGAGAAGUAGUUUCAGCUCAGAUGAUGGUGAUGAAUUAUAA